This is a messenger RNA of Eupeodes corollae, 1630 nucleotides long. Its product is annotated as phenoloxidase-activating factor 2-like. Bases 258 to 1310 code for a protein of 350 amino acids. Gene Ontology annotation, molecular function: serine-type endopeptidase activity. The record is from RefSeq and is a predicted model, not a curated record. Gene Ontology annotation, biological process: proteolysis. NCBI's taxonomy places the organism in Eukaryota, Metazoa, Arthropoda, Insecta, Diptera, Syrphidae. The transcript is spliced from 2 exons.
GAAAUUAUUCGACUUGGUUGUACGACGCGCUUAAAAACUACGGACACACGCUCGCAAAACAGAUUAAGUUGUGCUAUUGUGCUCCAAUGUGCGCUGUUUAAAAUACAUCAAGUUGCCCUUUUUGUGAUAACUGAUAAGAACAAAAAUAAUCAAAUAUUUAUAACACGGCUUUGAAGUAAACAAGUAGUUUUAGAAUUGAAUUUCUAAUUUAAGAAAAGUCUGAGUAUACCAGCAGUACUCAUAUUGACAAUAUAAUUAUGUCGCCUUCGAACAAAAAAGUGAAUUUGUUUGUUUUUGUUGUUACAUUAUUUUUUGUGAGUUCUUGUUUUGAUUUAACACGAGCAGCUAAGGCGAAUUCAGUAUCAUUGGCAGAAGCGGCAGAGAAACAAAAACAAGAUGCAGAGAUCCAUAAGAUACUUUUUGAAGACAAUCAAAGUAUUCAAGAAUGUUUGAAUGUCACAUUGCGUCGAAAAACACCAGAAGUCAAGAAAAACGACACCAAACCCGAUAAACCGCUAUGGACAGUUGUUAUCCUCCGAGAAGAAAUUAUCCAAAAGGAUAAAACAUUAAACAUUCAACAAUGUACUGGUUCUCUGAUUCAUCCUCAAGUCGUUCUAACCGCAGCUCAUUGUUUACACAAUAAACCAAUAGCUGAAUUAAAAGUUCGUGCUGGAGAAAUAAACAGGAGACCAGACAAAAAUACCACAACAUUCCAUCAUCAAGAACGUCACAUUGAAAGUAUCGCCUAUCAAAAGUCCUAUGACCCAACAAAACCCAAAAGGGAUAUCGCUUUGGUCUUCCUAAAGACUCCAUUCAAUGUUUCUUCUUCGACUCAUAUUAAAACUGUUUGUUUACCGCCGACACGCUUUCCUGUCAAUGCCACAUAUGUGAGAUGUUUUGUAACCGGAUGGGAGAAAAAAUCUCAUCAUGUCAAACUUGGACAUGCGAAUUUCAAAAAAAUCGAUCUACCAAUUAUUCCAAAUUAUAGAUGUCAAAAAGUCUUGAGACUGACGGGAUUGGGUGAAGAAUUCAAUUUACACAAAAGUUUUAUGUGCGCAGGUGGAGAACUUGAAAAGAGCGCCCUGGAAGGUAAUGGUGGGGCGCCUUUGGUGUGUCCAGUAUGCGGCUCUAGUGGAAAGAUGCAGGUGCAAGUUGGAGUCAUGUCGUGGGGAUUUAAGGCGUCGCCACUACCAGAAGUAUUCACGGCUGUAAGCAGUGCACGGCAUUGGAUUAUGGAGGAAUUGCAGGAAAAGAAAUUGAAACUACCAAAUUGUGGAAUCAAAUGGAAUCAAGAUGGCGUUGAGCCUUGAUGUGAUCCACACGCAUUAGCAUUAAAAAAAAGUAGCUUUAGAUCUGUUUCAUUUUAUAAUCUGUAAAGAAAAAUUGUAAUUAAAUAAAAAAGAUUGGUAUUUUCUAUAUAAAAUUCUAAAAGUAGAGAACUUAAACAAACAACAGAAAUUCCAAAGCCCUAAAAACAUAGCUAUAAUAUGUUAUGAAAUCUUUUGAAUGUUUCACUAAAACUUAAAGCUUAUUAAAGUUCCAUCUGCUUCAAUGAAAUGUAUGUAAACGAUUGCAUGGAAGUUACAUAUACAAAUAAAAAAAGACAUACUCAAAACUAAACUUAAGCAAA